AUGGCUGUUUCGGCAUCGGUUACUGCGCCCGGUCUUGAAACAGAAAUGAAGAAAAAGACUAAGUCAAAGAAGAAGAAAGGAAAGGCACCGGAAAGGGUUGAACAUGCGGUUGAAUCGGCUCCCGCGCACUCGUCCGUCCCCGUUGCCAACACUCAAAGUCGGGCCCCAUCUCGUCCGCCGAACCCAGAUACUCUUGAAGAGAACUGGGUCACGGUGGUAAAGAAGGGACGUCCGCUCCGAGAGAAAGAAGGACAGACACAACCAAAGAAAGCCAAAGGGCUGGAGCCUCGGCUUAAUCCUGCGCCGCUACUGAGGCCUCCCUUGGCAGCGGACACGGCGAAGAGAGGAAAGAAGGUGGUAAGAAACCCACCUGUUCUUCCGGCGGUUGUCACCCCCGUAGCUCCUGUGGUGACUGCUGCCGCUACUGGACCUGAAAAGGACACAAGAAGAAGAAAGGAGAAGAAGAACACGGACGGACCUUCUCGGCCGCAGAACCCGGAUACUCUGGAGGAGAACUGGGUCACUGUGGCGAAGAAGAAAAAGAAGAAGGAGGAUAAGACGCAGCCAAGAACGGGGCCGGCUCCAAAGCCAAAGAAGAGUCCCCAGGCCAAGUCGAAGCCGAAGCCGAAGCUUAGAAUGCCCCGGUCGUCGGCCGUUGUGAUCACCCUCACCGAUGAGGAAGGGCUGGAGCCUCGGCUUAAUCCUGCGCCGCUUCUGAGGCCUCCCUUGGCAGCGGACAAGGCGAAGAAAGGAAAGGAGAGGGCGGUAAGAAACCCACCUGUCCUACCGGCGGUUGUCACCCCCGUAGCUCCCGUGGUGACUGCCGUCGAUUCUAGACCUGAAAAGGUCACAAGGCGAGGAAAGGAGAAGAAGACGGACGGACCUUCUCGGCCACUCAACCCGGAUACUCUGGAGGAGAACUGGGUCACGGUGGCAAAGAAGACAAAGAAGAAGGAGGAUAGGACGCAGCCAAGAACGGGGCCGGCUCCAAAGCCGAAGAAGAGUCCCCAGGCUAAGUCGAAGCCGAAGCCGAAGCUUAGGAUGCCUCGGUCGUCGGCCGUUGUGAUCACCCUCACCGAUGAGGGCAAGGAGAAGAUGACCUACAGCAAGAGAACUGUCUGCGAGGAGACGAGGGUCCUGAGCGCCGAGAACCAGCGCCUAAGAGAGAAGCUAGAAGAGCUUACCCGGAAGGUGGAGAACCUUCAGAAGUCUUCUGGAUCCCCAAACAUGGAGGAGUUGGAGGCUAGUCUCCUGCGAAAGCUGGGGGACAAGAUGAAUGCCCGCAUCGAGGGAUUAGAGCCCCGGCUCAACCCAGCGCCGUUGCUUCGGCCCCCGUUGGCGGCAGACAGAAGAAGAAAGGAAAAGGAGACGGUGACACCUGCUACUUCCGUAGCGACUGUUGUGGCAUCUCUACCUGAGCAGAAGAAAAAAGCCAAGAAGGCAAAGGACAAGGAGGAUCCAAGGCCGCCGAACCCAGACUCUCUGGAGGGAACCUGGGCUUCGGUGGUCAAAAGGAAGAAGAAGAAGGAAAAGUCGCAUCCGCAACCGGCACCGGGAAAGGCACCUAAUGCCAAGAAGAGUCCCAAGGCUAAGGCGAAGCCUAAACUCAAGACUCCCCGGUCGUCGGCAAUAGUACUCACCCUCACGGACGAGGGAAAGGAAAAAGCGAUGCUGACCUAUCAGAAAGCCCUGCUCAUCGCGAGGGGCUCCUAUGGAAACAUAGGCAGAAGAAGGCCAAGACGGCGAUACGCGCGCGCAAGCUGUGCGACAUCUGCCCUCGGCUCGGGGCUGGGCAAAGGCUUAGCUGAUACCAGCCCCUUGACCGAACAGAGCAGUGGCAGACGGGCUCUUGGAUGGUUUAGUGGGUAG
Messenger RNA from Leptosia nina, 1869 nucleotides. Lineage: Eukaryota; Metazoa; Arthropoda; Insecta; Lepidoptera; Pieridae. The record is from the annotation of a GenBank genome assembly.